Messenger RNA from Mugil cephalus (flathead mullet), 5454 nucleotides. Its product is annotated as zinc finger protein 850-like. The record is from RefSeq and is a predicted model, not a curated record. NCBI's taxonomy places the organism in Eukaryota, Metazoa, Chordata, Actinopteri, Mugiliformes, Mugilidae. The transcript is spliced from 17 exons. Bases 219 to 4664 code for a protein of 1481 amino acids.
AGAAGAAGUAGUAGAAGAAGAAGAAGCAGAAGAAGAAGCGCUGUUUAAAAUUAACCGAAGAAGAAGAAGUGGUGUCGCACCAUUAGCAUACGGACAGGCUGUGUGGGUUUAGUCGAUGACAGCUGCUUUCAUCCGCUGUAACGCUGCGACUCAGCUCCACUUUCUGCUCAUCCUGGCUUUCUUAUGACAUCCUACAUACCCGGCUCAGACCUCGCACUAUGUUUGAGGAUCCUGAACUCCAAGAUCCUUUGUCGCUGAGUUUAAAUGAAAACUACAGUGCCCAGACUUCGCCACAUCAGGAGGCAAAAAAAGCCCAAGGAAGCCCCGACUAUACCUGCGAGACCCCAGACAUCCAAGUGAUCAUUAAAGAAGAAGAGGAAGGCUGGACUGUGAGUGAAAACCAUGAGGGUUGCAGCUCGGAGGGAGAAAAAGAGGGGACGUCUGCAGAUGCUUGCCUUCCUCACCACAAAGCAGGCGGGGACGAAAGCUCGGUUUCGUGCGGAAUUACGACGCAGCGUGGAUUAUGUUCACGGCGUAAAUGCUCUGAGGAGUCUGGUGGCUUGACUCUCCAUGGGCAGAGCUCCCCUGCCACAGAGGUUCAGCAGAGACACGCGCACAUGGGCUCUGAGGAGAAACCGAAGAUUUCCUGCGUACGAGGAAAGGAGCCAGGAAAUGUGACUGCACGUCGGUGCAAUAACGCUGGAGAGACGCCUUUUCCUUCCCCAGUACGCGACACCACCUCCAGUCUCAAAAGGAAUAUGAAGUCCCAUCAGAGAACACAUGCAGGGGACGACCAGAGCACGUCUUUACAGUCGGGGGCAGAGCAGCAUCGCACCAAGAGAUCAGCACCAUGCCAGACCGGUUCUUCUGAAUGUAAGCGCCUGAUGUCACACGGACUCAAGGUGGCAUCCGCAAACUUAAGCGACCAAACGCUCCAUUUGACUGUCAGACUGCAGGCAGGGGAAGAGGAGGAGGAAGAGGAGGGACAAGAGGAAGAAAUUGGAGGAUUAAUCAACUCCGAUGGGGAGGUGGUUGAAUGGGAUGCCAGAGAUAGUCCCGACCGAGCCUCUGAUUGCACAGACGAUCCUCAGCCUGGCAAGGACAUUAUCCUGUCUGGGUCCCAACGGCAAAGCUCAAACCAGAGGGACAGCAGCAGUCCAACGCUCAUCAUGGAAGUCGUGUCUGUGGGGGAAGAUGAGGAACGGGAGGAAGGAGAGGACAAACAGAGACCUGUCCCGCCGUUAUAUAGUGGAAAGAGACAGAGAAGAACAAAAGGGAAUCCAGCGAUAUCUUUGGACAACUCAGACAAGGACAAGGACGUUCCAGCGAAUGUUGCAAAGAGAAGAGCAAGAAGAAAGAUUGCAGAAGCUCCGGUGUUGACUGUUGAAGUUUUAGAAGCUGAUCCAGGAAUAUCAAGGCGUAGCCAAAGAAAGAGACGUUUCCGUACAAUUGUGGAACCAGAAGAAUUACACGUAAAAAAUGUCCGCCGUGUUGCCGCAAAACGACCUUAUAGAAGAAGGAAAGACACCAAACCAUCUGCUGAAGAAGAAGGAGAAAACACAGAUGUUUCAGCUGGUAGAAAGCGCCCCGGCAGAAAGAUGGUUCAAGUCCCGAUAGAAAUCCCUCCUGAGCUCCUGAAGAAGCCCAAAGAGAGGAUAGAGUACCACUGCCCCGUGUGCGGCAAAGAAUUCCCUCACGCCUACAAGUUAGAGAGGCAUGCGCUGAUUCACACGGGAGAGAAACCGUACAACUGCUCCAUCUGUGGUCGGGGUUUUAACCAGAAGGGAAAUCUCAAAACGCACUACAAAGUCCACUUAGGUCGUAAAGGUGCUGUGGACUUUGAUGACGAGGUGAGUCCCAUCGCGUCCGAACUCUCCGAUUACUUGAAGUCUCUGCCGGGCGAGUCCAGGAUUCGGUCGUCCCUCCGUUGCCCGGAUUGCGGAAAAGACUGCGAGAGCCAGUCGACUCUACAAGUGCACCACGUCACGGCGCACAGCCAGGCGGCCGGCGAACCGGACGCGGCCGAGCACGGCGAGUCACAGCUCCUCUUCUGCCGCCGCUGCGGCGCUCAGUUCGGCGAAAACGAAAAGCUGGAGGAGCACAUGAAAACCCACGUGAAGGAGAAGCCCUACUCGUGUCCGGACUGCGGCAAGAAGUUCAUCAACGAGAGCUACAUACAAAUCCACCAGCGCAUCCACACCGGGGAGAAGCCGUUCCUCUGCUCCCAGUGCGGCAGAGGUUUCCACACGGCCUCCUCGCUCAAGCUGCACGAGAUGCAGCACUCUGGAGAGAGGCCGUUCGCGUGCUCCAUCUGCGGGAAGACGUUUCGGAUCAACUCUUACCUAACGGCGCAUUACCAGACCCACAUUAAAGACAGGCCGUUCAUUUGUAGCGUGUGCGGGAAGGGCUACUCCAGGGCCGAGGAACUGAAAGUGCACCACAGGCUUCACACGGGGGAGAGACCGUAUGAGUGCGGGGAGUGCGGGAAGAGCUUCAUAUAUCGCCAGGGUCUGCGGCAGCAUCAGCGCACGCACGCCGGGAGACGCAUCGGGCCGACCAGGCAGCUCGGCCGUCCCAAACAGCAGACAAGACUGGACAUCGAGAUGGGCUCUGAAAACCCAGAGGACUUUGGACCAGCUGUGAACCUCCCUGAAGAAGAUCAGCAAGAAAUAGGAGGCCUGAUUAACUCUGAUGGAUUGCGAGCCAUUCCCGGCAUCGUACCCGCGCAGGCUCCUUCAAACAAAUUCGAUCAAAGCGAGAACGAAAAGCCGCCAACUCUUCACAGCUGCUCGGUCUGCGGGAAAGACUUUCCGUACGCCUCGAAACUGCAGCGCCACCUACGUACGCACUCGGGGGAGAGACCUUUCCCUUGCUCCAUGUGCGAGAAGAGAUUCCCGGAGAAGGGGCUUCUCAUGAUCCACGAGAGGGUCCACACCGGGGAAAAACCGUUCCCGUGCACUUUCUGCGAGAAACGUUUCGCCAGCCAGGGGGAGCUCCGGCUUCACCGGCGAACGCACACCGGCGAGAGGCCGUACCACUGCUCCAUCUGCCUGAAGAGCUUCUCCCGCCACUGGCACCUGAAGACGCACCUGGAGGCGAUGCACUCCGAGGUCGUCGCGGGCUUCACGAGGAAGAAGUUCCCCUGUUCGGACUGCGACAAGAGCUGCAACUCGGCCGCCGAGCUGAGGGAUCACCAGAGGACUCACACCGGCGAGAGGCCCUUCCAGUGCUCCUUCUGCGACAAACGGUUCGCCCUGUCCGGCACGCUCGUGAGGCACGAGCGCCUCCACACGGGCAUCACGCCGUAUCACUGCUCCGACUGCGGGAAGACGUUUGCGCAGCAGUGGACCCUGACCACUCACAUGCGGACUCACACGGGAGAGAAACCGUACAGCUGCACGCAGUGCGACAAGUCCUUCGUCGCUCCCGGGGAGCUUCGGAGGCACACCAGGAUUCACACCGGGGAAAAGCCGUACACCUGCGGCGACUGCGGGAGACACUUCUCGUUGGCAGGUACUCUCAGAAACCACAGGCGAUCAUGCACACAGAGUAAGAAUGAAUCAAAUACAGUUACUGACUCAGGCCUAAGUCAAGAUGCAGUUGGCGAAGCGUCCCAGCGAGAUCUCGCAAACGACACAAGCUCGGAGGUGUCUGACGUCCAGAGUUUGUUGGGCGGGACUGAGCCCGUUUCCUCAGGCGGCGUUAACGGCGACAAAGACAGAGCAGCUCAGUGUGAAAAUAAACAGAAGGAGCGAGUUGAUCAGUCAGAGGACACCAGCUCCAGUCCGCAUAUGAAUGUAAUAGUAAAAGAAGAGGAAGAAGAGGAGCCUUUGUGCGAAGAAACUUCAGAUCAGGCGUCUGGUGGUGAAGCCCGCACCAGCCCAGAGGAGCCCAAAGAGCAGCAUCAGGAAAACAACACAGAAAUUAGUAUUACAGUAAAGGAGGAAGAAGAGGAACCUGUGAACAUCUCUAGAGAAGAUCUCGACCACGUCGCUGACAGCGGAAAAGACAGUCCUCCAGCAUCACCAGGACAGGAGCAGUUCGGUAGCAGGCUGGCGAAGAGCUCGUACUGCUGCGGGCUGUGUGGAAGAGACUGUCACAAGAUGUCCGCCCUGCAGAUCCACAUGCGGAUUCACUCGGGGGAGAAACCGUACCAGUGCACGCUGUGCGGCAAACAGUUCACCCAAAAAGGUCAGCUCAAAGGCCACUACAAAGUUCACACGGGGGAGAAACCGUUCUCGUGCCCCGACUGCGGCAAGAGCUUCGCCCACUCGGGGGCGAUGAACAGACACCGGCUCACGCACACGGGAGAGAGGCCGUACCACUGCUCCGUGUGCGACCGCAGCUUCAACCAGUCCGGCCGCCUGAGAGAGCACGAGAAGAUCCACUUCGGGGAGAAGUUUGACUGUUCCGAGUGCGAAAAGAGCUUCACCCGGGCCUCGAGCCUCAAGAACCACUUCAGGCUCCACACGGGGGAGAGGCCGUACGGCUGCGACGUCUGCGGACGAGGCUUCAGCCGCUCGCAGAGCCUGAGGCUCCACAAACGAAAGCACGAGCUGAUUCAGACUGAGGAGGAGUCGGCGUUCGGCGCGAAGAGCGACGACUUCUCGCAGAGCGACGAUAAUUCUCCGAUUAACAUGUGCACAACAGACAAAAAUGAAUGAUGUAUUUAUAAAAACCAGAUAUGAACCAGUAGUAUUAUCACGAGGUUUUAGACAGUUUAAACGUGGACUGAAUGACGGGAAACUAAGGGACUACCUCCUCCAAUAGAGACUGCCAUUGAAUCUUCACGUGGUGGUUUACACAAAAAGUGUUGAAGCUAAAAUAUGUUACUCCAAAAACAGUGAAGACAAAUUAAGAAACACUCGUCAGACGAUCUGCUCGUCAGUUUCAGACAAAACGACCAAACAAAUGUCACUACUAAAACUUUUUGCAAAGUCUUGGAAACUAUUUAAAUGUUGAACUUACUGUGAUUUAUCACACUCACAUUUAGAGUAUUAUGCUAGGACAAAUGAGUCAUUUAAAAUGUGUGAUUUCACUUUUUCCAUAAAGUAUUUGUCAUCGAACUAAACACAUAAUGUUGGAAGUUUAUCUAAGAACACUUGUGUUUUUGUAUCAGUCGCUAAAGAGCCACUGAGCAGUUUAAAAAUCAGGUGAAACUGGAGCCAGUAAAGAGACAUGGAAUCAUAAUAUGCAUAAGAUCUUUGCCAAAACCAAAACCUCUGCCUUUGUGGUGAAUCGCAUCUCAGUUUUGUGCUGCCGUUAUUUAAGAACCAAAUCAUGAGUCAAGUUCACCUGGUUUUCAGAGCUCUCAGUUUAAGGCCAUUUUAACUAUGUAAGGUGAUGAUACUAAAGGCAUUAUUUUGAAGCCAUGUAGAUGGAAAAUUUAGACCAGUACUCCCUCUGUCUAAUUGUAUGGGACAUGUUAUAAUGAACAAUAAACAGUGAAAUUAC